Molecule: messenger RNA, 561 nt
Organism: Macrosiphum euphorbiae (potato aphid)
Lineage: Eukaryota; Metazoa; Arthropoda; Insecta; Hemiptera; Aphididae
Source: the annotation of a GenBank genome assembly
AUGCAGAACGUGGCAGGUACACUACCUACAGUAUAUCCCGAAGAAAACACAAUGAAGGUGAUUAACAGCAAAGAAUACGCAAAUCCGGAUGUAUGUUCAACGCGGAAAAUCGAUAUGAUUGUGGGAACUCAAGUGUUCUUUCGACUUCUAUGUAUUGGACAAAUUAGACCCGCAGGCACUGAUGCCAUUUGGCAAAAAACAGUUUUUGGUUGGAUUUUGUCAGGGCAUAUAACUUCUACAAACCCAAUGCACUGUUUGUCGGCGACAGCAAGCACACUCGAUCCAAUCCAAAGGCAAGUUCGAAAAUUCUGGGAGCUAGAAGAGGUUGUACGGUCGUCGCCAGUUCAAGGGUUUUCAACGGAAGAAAAAAGAUGUGAAGAACAUUUUCUAAACACCUAUCGGAGAGAGGAGAAUGGUCGAUUCACAUUAGAAUUACCGUUUAAAGAAAAUGUAAGGCAGCUGGGAGAAUCUCGAGUGAUGGCGGAAAAACGGUUUUAUACGAUGGAACAAAAAAUUGAUAAAUAUAAAUCGGGAGAUAUUUUGUAUUGGAGAUCAUUUUGA